AUGUACGACCGGGCUCCGCGGGCGCUCACUCGGCCCGCGGGCGGCACCGAGGCGCAUGUGGGGCCCGGCUCCUACCAGCUGCAGCCCGGGAAACAGCAGAAAGCAGAUGGCUAUGCUCCAUUUCUUUCUUUGACAACUCGAGACUCUGCAUUUACUAUUCCAAAUGCUGAGAUUGAUGUUCCAGGACCAGGACACUAUGAUAUUUCCAAAGUACAGAAUGAUAUAAAAGGUGGUAAGAGUCCGCAGAACAAAGAAAAACGUUUCAAAGAGAUCAGUACAGACACUCCAGGACCUGGAAGCUAUAACCAACCUCCUGCUGUGGGGUUAGAGAUUAAUAACAGGAAGCAGAAAGAGCCUAAAGAACAUAGUCAACUGAGGACUGCUGGCAGUAUAAAAGUCUACCGAAAAGUGGAUGGUCCCUCUAUCCCUUCUCCAGGCCAAGCAUUUGGGUAUGAAGAAGCUGAGGAUGGCACUCUUAUUAAACAAUACCCACCUCAAAGAGAUGUGACAUUGGGCCCAGCAUACUAUCAACCAGUAAUUAAUGGUACGUAUUCUGCCAUGAAGUAUAAAGGAGUACAUUUUGGUAAUUUAACAGGAAAACGUAGUGAAUUUAAGGCUCAAGCAGGGCCUGGACCUGGGGAGUAUGACAUAACUCAGGAAAGUGCACUGCAUUAUUGGAAUGUCAACAUCAAAAAGGAAGACAAGAAAAAAUAUGAACCCUAUGUCCCACGGUAUCAUGAAGUAAUAGUAUUACAGGAAGAAAAGAAGGGUGUUCCAGGACCUGGACAAUAUGAAAUAAAAAGUCAGUUUCAGAAGGUGGAGAAUAUAUCACAAAAUGGAAAUGAAGUUCCACGUGCUCCUUUUCUUUCACAGUCCAAAAGAUUUGUACAUGUGAAAUCAAUCACCCCAGCUCCUGGUACAUAUAAUGAACCACGCUCAGCUCUUGAAUCCUUGAAGAAAACAUCAGGAAUGAAAAAGAUCCCAUUUGGUCAAACUACAGUUCGGUUCACUCAAGACUCCAGGCUAGAAAAAACACCAGGUCCAGCUUUCUAUAACAUUCUCAACUAUAGUAUUGAAAGAGAGAAUUUUAAAAAAGCUUACUUGGAGAGUACAAAGAAAGGAGCAUUUGGAUCUUCAGUUCCUCGACCUCUAUAUGUUUUUAAGAGGGGAGCUUUCUGUACUCCUGGACCAGCUGAUUAUCAGGGCAAAAGGAGCACUGAAGAAUCACAUAAACAACAUAAGCAAUUAUCUGUUUUCUUGUCAUCAACAGAAAGAACUCCAGUAGUUGCCAUGGAAAUUCCACCACCAGGCUCCUAUGAGGUUCAAAAAUCAUUUGAGAAAUCACAUAGUAAAAGCCACUAUAUGCCUCCCCGAACCACACUGGCUAAAAGAAAGCAUACCUCUUUUCUCAGUGCAACACCUAGAAAAAAUGUACCCAAUACUGACAAAGAUGUACCAGGACCUGGGACGUACAAUCCUGUAGUGAAGUCAGCUUCCAGUAUUUCCCUAUUUGUUUCCAGAGUGGAGCGUUUUAAGGACGUGAAAGAGAUUACUCCCGGUCCAGGAGCUUAUGAGCUAAGCCCAUUGUUUAAGGACACUGUCCUGAAGAGAACAUUUAAUUCUACCUUACAGAAUCCUGUUGCAACUCAGAUGGACAACACUGUUUGCAAAUAUGAGGCAGUGCACCCAGGCACACUUUGUGUGUCUAUUUAA
Messenger RNA from Emys orbicularis (European pond turtle), 1713 nucleotides. RefSeq names its product sperm tail PG-rich repeat containing 2 (gene STPG2). The transcript is spliced from 13 exons. The record is from RefSeq and is a predicted model, not a curated record. The coding region runs from base 1 to 1713 and encodes 570 amino acids. NCBI's taxonomy places the organism in Eukaryota, Metazoa, Chordata, Testudines, Emydidae.